AUGCCGCCUCCCGGCGUGCCGCGCGUCAGUGACCGUACCGCCUCCCGGCGUGCCGCGCGGGACCGUGCCGGCUCCCCAGGUGGCCAAACCACUUCCACACGUGACGUGUAUGGCCGUACCGCCCCCCACGUGGCCGUACCACUUCGGCACGUGACGUGCGUGACAGUACGACCACCCGGCGUGCGGCACACGACCCUGGCGAGUCCCUGCGCGCUGCCCGCCCCAGAGGCCACCCGCCGCCGUGACCUCUUCCUCCUCCUCGCCGCUGCCCCUGUCGCCGCUGCUGGUGACCCGGCGUCCCCCACUCACAAAGCUCCCAAGGCCAAGGCUCAGAGAGCACAGGCCCCUCCCCAGCCCGACCCCACCCCUACGCCGGCCCGCAUACAAGGUCCACGCACAGGGGUUCCAUCCGCGGCCCCUCGGGCCUUGGCAGCGAGCGAGGCUGAAGUCGUCGAACACGGCCUGGCACCCGGGGCGCUCCGCUCCCUCCUCGGGCACCGCACACUGGUCCUGUGCUCCAACAAGGACGGGUGUCCCCACCGCCUUCAGUACCAGGGGCUUCGGUGCGGAGGCAGCGCGGCACAGCCAGCGGGCGAACACAGAACCCGACUGCUAUGCCCGUGUGCCUGCUGCGGGCCCCUGCCCUCUCCCGGAGCCGGUCUCCUCACGCACAGAAGAAACACGGCGGCCGCGUCACCCCGUGGUGCUGAGGAUGAGAAGCUGCCCGUCUGUAACAGCAACCUGCACGGUAAGCCUUCAAUAAAUGCAGUUAUCAGCAACACCAUCAUUCUUGCACUGGCCAGAUCCUUCUGGAACUUGACUGACUACCAGGCUGAACUGAGGUAG
Hyaena hyaena (striped hyena) is the source of this 846-nucleotide messenger RNA. RefSeq lists its product as uncharacterized. The record is from RefSeq and is a predicted model, not a curated record. Bases 1 to 846 code for a protein of 281 amino acids. Lineage: Eukaryota; Metazoa; Chordata; Mammalia; Carnivora; Hyaenidae. The transcript is spliced from 2 exons.